AUGGAGAUUGCCAUGGGGGCCAUUGGCCCUCUCCUCCCGAAGCUCGGUGAGCUGCUCAUCGGCGAGCUCACCAUGGAGAAACGAGUGAGGAAAAGCAUCGAGUCUAUCAUGACAGAGCUCACAUUGAUGCAUGAUGCCCUCUGCAAGGUGGCGGAAGUGCCGGCGGACCAGCUUGACAAGGGGGUGAAGAUCUGGGCAGGAAAGGUCAAGGAGUUGUCCUAUCAAAUGGAGGACAUUGUUGAUGCUUUCAUGGUGCGUGUGGAGGAUGGUGGUGAGCCUACCAACCCGAAGAACAGAGUCAAGAAGAUACUCAAGAAGGUCAAAAGAUUAUUCAAGAAUGGCAAGGAUCUCCAUCGGAUCUCUGAUGCUCUGGAAGAAGUGGUUCUCCAAGCUAAGCAAUUAGCCGAGCUACGCCAAAGGUAUGAGCAAGGGAUGCGAUAUCCAACCACUAGUACUAGUGUUGACCCUCGCAUGAUGGCCCUAUACACAGAUGUGUCAGAACUCGCAGGCAUUGAAGAAACACGAGACGAGUUGAUCAACAUGUUGACUGAAGGUGAUGAAUGGUUGAAUCAUCCAUUGAAGACGGUCUCUAUUGUUGGAUUUGGUGGGUUGGGCAAGACAACUCUUGCCAAAUCAGCAUAUGACAAGAUCAAAGGGCAAUUCGAUUGUGAUGCUUUUAUUUCGGUUUCUCAGAAUCCCGACAAGAAGAAAGUCUUCAAGAAUAUUCUCUAUGAACUUGACAAGAACAAGUAUGCACGCAUUCGUGGUGAAGAAUGGGAAGAAAAUCAUUUGAUUGAUGAAAUCAUCGAAUUCCUUAAUGGAAAGAGGUACAUGUUUUUUUUCGUUUACAAAGCAGAUUAUCCUUUUGUCUAG
Triticum turgidum subsp. durum (durum wheat) is the source of this 873-nucleotide messenger RNA. NCBI's taxonomy places the organism in Eukaryota, Viridiplantae, Streptophyta, Magnoliopsida, Poales, Poaceae. The record is from the annotation of a GenBank genome assembly.